Molecule: messenger RNA, 4617 nt
Organism: Cynara cardunculus var. scolymus (artichoke)
Lineage: Eukaryota; Viridiplantae; Streptophyta; Magnoliopsida; Asterales; Asteraceae
Product: importin-4-like
Exons: 23
Coding region: 1602-4253 (883 amino acids)
Biological process (GO): protein import into nucleus
Cellular component (GO): nucleus; cytoplasm
Molecular function (GO): nuclear import signal receptor activity; small GTPase binding
Source: RefSeq, a predicted model, not a curated record
UCAUUCUUUUGUUUUGGCAUCAAUUUGUUUUGUUUGGGGUGUCAGUUGAUAUCAUUGCUUUGAGACUUAUUUUUGUUCAAGUUUUUUUUGUUUGGGUGUUGGUUCACAUAAUCUUUUCGGGAGAUAAUUUUGUUUAUGUCUUUUGCUUGUGAUUAACACGUGAAAAAGCAAACCAAUUAUGACUGACAUGAUUCCAAUCGUAACUCGAAUUAUCGAUAACAAACUCAACAACUCCAACUUCUUGGAAUGGAGUAGAUGGUUGUGUGUAUUUAUGAAGUAUUGGUAACUUGGUAAGGCAUCACAUCUUACAUCUGAUCCCCCCACCAACGAUGUUAAGGAGCAAUAGUUACAGGAUGAUGCCAAACUGUUCCUAUAAAUUAGGAACUCUAUUGGGAGUUCCUUCACUCCUUUGAUUAAUUAGUGUGAGUACAUUAAUGAAUUAAAGGAUAUCUGGCUUUCUUGUAUUCUGGACAAAAUAAUAUACCCCGUAUUUACAAUGUAUGUAAAUCUUUUCAUCCGGGGUAGCAACAAGAUCGACCAUUAACUACCUAUGUUAUGGAGUUCAAAAAAAUCUUCAAGGAUCUUAAUACCCUUCUCCUAUAGCGCUUGAUUGAAGGUUAUGCACUCAACAGGAGCAGAUUGAUGUGAUGAGUUCUUUGACAGGCUUGAGACCAGAAUUUGAGGCUCUCUGAUCCUAAUUUUAUGAAUCUACCAUUCCCUCCCUUCAGGAAACCUUUGCUAGAGUUCUCCUAACGAGGACCUUCAGUCUCCUCAACCCAGUCUCACAAUAGGACACUUGCCGGUCGUAGGGUGUCUCGUGGCAAUUUUCGUGGUGGCCAUCGGGGUGGUCAUAGUGAACGGGUUAUUGAUUCUCUUGUUCAAAAUACCGAUAAUGUUUGAGUGUUCUUAUUGCCAUGAAACAGGGCACACAAGACGUACAUGCAAGAAACUCUUGGUAAAAACUCAACAGUCACUUUGCACAUGUUGCUUCUUCUUCGGAUAAUUAUGUCACCAUCUUGGCUGAUGAAUAUGCUCGACUUUCAGCAUCUCUGAACCCAAUAUUUCCGCCUUUGUCUCCUUUGUUGAGAAGGAUCUUAAGACCAAGCAGAAUCUUGGUGAAGGACGGGAUUCUCAUGGCCUCUAUAUAUUUGAACCCCAAGCACCUAGCUCCUUUGUAUGCUCCAAGUCAUCCUUACCUCCAUUCGAGAUGCAUUGUCUAUUAGAUCCACCUAGUGCCCCUAUUGCUACACCAUCGCCUAACAUACCUAUUGCUCUUUGGAAAGCCAACUUUUAUUGGCCCUUACAUCAGCUGGAUAUCAAGAAUGCUUUUCUUCAUGGUUCUCUCUAGGAAGAAGUAUAUAUGGAGCAACCACGUGGAUUUGUUGCUUAAGGGGAGUAUGAAAAAUAUGUCGACUUCUGAAAUACUUGUAUGGGUUGAAGCAGAGUCCUCGAGCAUGGUUGGAAAAUUCAACUAGGUUAUUCUGAAAUAUGAUGCAAAAGUGUGGCAUUGAUAUUGUUCAACUCCUUAACCGAGACAAUUGGGGAUUCAUUUCGACCAUAUUUUGCAGACUUGCACUUAAUUCUACUCAAGUACCUACAAGAUGAGAACAAUAGUGGCAGUUGGGGCUUUUAUUGAGUCCACUCAUGAUGAAUCUGUAGUGGUUAAAUUUCGUGAGUUUGUCCCCGGCAUAUUGAAUAUUUCAAGACAAUGCCUUGCCUCUGGAGAGGAAAAUAUUGCCAUAAUUGCUUUUGAGAUUUUUGAUGAGCUGAUUGAAUCUCCGGCACCCCUUCUUGGAGAAUCAAUCAAAGCCAUAGUGCAGUUCUCUCUUGAGGUUUGCUCAACUUCUGAUUUGGAAUCUAACACUCGUCAUCAGGCUAUGCAAAUUAUUUCAUCGCUUGUGAGAUAUAAAUCCAAUUCCCUUAAGAAGCACAACUUGAUCAUCCCAAUCCUCCGAAUUAUGUGCCCAUUGCUUACAGAAGUGACCACCAACAACGAUGAAGAUGAUGAUCUGUCACCAGAUCGAGCUGCAGCAGAAGUUAUUGAUACCAUGUCUUUAAAGUUGUCAAAGCAUGUGUUUCCACCUGUUUUUGAAUUUGCUUCUGAGAGCAGUCAGAAUGUAUAUCCAAAGGUCCGAGAAGCUUCUGUCAUGGUUUUGGGUGUGAUCUCAGAGGGUUGUUCGGAGUUGAUGAAAGAGAAGCUUGAACCCAUUCUCCAUAUUACCUUGGGGGCUUUAAGAGAUCCUGAACAGGUUGUAAGAGGAGCUUCAUCAUAUGCAUUAGGACAAUUUGCCGAGUAUCUUCAGCCUGAAAUUAUAUCUCAUUACGAAAGAGUUCUCCCUCGUAUCUUAAGAUCCUUACAGGAUGCAACUGAUGAUGUGAAGGAGAAAUCAUACUAUGCAUUGGCGGCCUUUUGUGCGAACAUGGGUGAGGAAGUUCUCCGCUUUAUUGAUCCUUUGAUGGAAAAACUACUUGCCACUCUCCAAAAUAGUCCAAGAUUGGUACAGGAAACGUGCAUGUCUGCAAUUGGUUCGGUUGCAUCUGCUACAGAUAAAGCAUUUGUCCCUUAUGUUGAAAGGGUUCUGGAAUCGAUGAGAACUUUCAUGUUGCUUACAAAAAACGAGGACCUCCGUGCACGAGCAAGGGCUACUGAAUUAGUGGGGAUAGUUGCAAUGGUUGCAGGAAGGGAAAGGAUGGAACCAAUUUUACCACCAUUUAUUGAAGCUGCAAUUUCUGGGUAUGGGCUGGAGUACAAUGAACUUCAUGAGUAUACUCAUGGAUUUUUUAGCAACGUGGCAGAAAUUUUGGAAGAUGGAAUGGUUCGGUAUCUUCCAUAUGUUGUACCUUUGGCAUUCUCUUCUUGCAAUCUUGAUGAUGGAUCUGCUGUUCAUAUUCAUGAUUCUUAUGAGGAUGAAGAUGUUGGAAUUGCCGGAGUUUCAUCUGAUGAUGAAGCCCAAGAUGAACCCAGAGUGCGAAAUUUCAGUAUAAGAACUGGGGUUUUAGAUGAAAAGGCUGCUGCAACUCAAGCCCUUGGUCUAUUUGCCCUUCAUACAAAGAAUGCCUAUGCCCCAUAUUUGGAAGAGUCACUGAAGAUUAUGGUGAAGCAUUCCAUCUAUUUCCAUGAAGAUGUCCGACUUCAGGCCGUUACUGGUUUGAAACAUAUUUUGACAGCUGCUAAUGCCUUUUUACAAGGUCGUAAUAACAGACCAUCCACAAUGAGAAAAAUUCUAGAUUCUGUGAUGACCAUUUAUAUCAAGACAAUGAAUGAAGAUGAAGACAAGGAAGUUGUUGCUCAAGCUUGCAUGAGUGUAGCAGGCAUCAUCAAGGAUUUUGGAUAUGUUGCUGUCGAUCCUUACAUGCCUCGGCUUGUAGAGUCAACUCUGGUAUUGCUGUGCCAGAAGUCAGCCUGUCAGCAAGUAGAAUCUGACAGUGAAAUCAAUCCUGGACCCAAUGAAUUGCUCAUGGAUGCUGUUACAGAUCUACUUCCUGCUUCUGCCAAGGCUCUGGGUUCCCACUUCGCGCUUAUCUUUGCAACUCUAUUUGAUCCGUUAAUGGAUUUUGUGAGAGAAUCAAACUCACCACAAGGUCGGACCAUGGUGGUUGCAUGUCUUGCUGAAGUUGCUCAACAUAUGGGUGCUCCAAUUUCUGGCUAUGUAGAUAAAGUGAUGCCCUUGGUACUUGAAGAAUUAGCUUCAUCAUCAGCAACCAAUAGGAGGAAUGCUGCAUUCUGUGUUGGAGAGUUGUGCAAGAAUGGUGGCGAAUUUGGUCUGAAAUACUUUGGUGAUGUGUUGCGAGGCCUUUACCCAUUGCUUGGAGAAUCUGAGCCAGACCAUGCAGUAAGGGACAAUGCUGCUGGUGCAGUUGCAAAGAUGAUCACGUCACACCAGGAUUCCGUUCAACUAGAUCAGGUCCUCCCUGCUCUCUUCCAUGUUCUUCCUUUGAAAGAAGAUCACGAGGAAUCCAUCCCUGUUUAUAGUUGCAUUUGCAGCCUUGUUUUAUCAUCCAACUCACAGAUCCUUAAGCUAGUUCCAGAUUUGGUUAGGGUAUUUGCACAAGUAGCCAUCUCACCACUUGAAACACAACAAGUUAAGCUUCAAAUAGGAGGGGCUUUUUCUCACUUAGUAUCACUUUACGGUCAUCAAAUGAAGCCUAUGUUGAGAAGCAUGCCACCAACAUAUGCCCGUGCACUAGCUGCUAUUGUAGCGCAGAGUUUACAGUCGUCAUCAGCCACAGCAACAUGCCCAUCUACAACUUAAAGAGACAUCGUCCAAAGGGAAUCAUUAAUCAGCGUGAAUCAUUCUUCUUACGCAGGUUCCGAUUUGCGCUUUGCCAUUUUACCAACAGUGUUCAAUUUAUCUUGACCCUUGGAUCGUGUCUGGUUAUCAUCGGUUACGUUCCAAAGACCUGUUACCCUUAUUUUGUCUUAUUCAUAUGACCCUUCUAGGGACCAAUUUCCCCUUUUGUUUGAGAAUAUAGACAUGUUUUUUUAAGUUGGUGGUUUAUUCACACAAAUCAAACAUUCUCAAAGGCUUCAAGUAUAGUUUUUGAUCAUUUUAAGCCAGGUAAAAUAAAUCAUAAAUAUUUGAAAAUGAUAAUCUAUCUAGUUUAUGAAGUAAAGUU